Molecule: messenger RNA, 2364 nt
Organism: Neoarius graeffei (lesser salmon catfish)
Lineage: Eukaryota; Metazoa; Chordata; Actinopteri; Siluriformes; Ariidae
Gene: lsm14ab
Product: LSM14A mRNA processing body assembly factor b
Exons: 10
Coding region: 212-1525 (437 amino acids)
Biological process (GO): P-body assembly; cytoplasmic stress granule assembly
Cellular component (GO): P-body
Molecular function (GO): mRNA binding
Source: RefSeq, a predicted model, not a curated record
UGUUUAUGUGGAGGAAAAUGAACUCGGCCAUGUCGUGCUAACUAUUAGCACCUUUUUUUCCCCUUUUUCUUUUUUUUUUGGAGGGACUUCCGCUGACUAGAGUGAAGAGGUUAUACCCAGUGUAUUCGAGGAGAGACAUACAGAGGGAGUCUGUGCACUCAGACGCAGUGUUUUGGAGCAAAUUAACGCGAAAGACGAUAACGAGGACGCCAUGAGCGGCGGGACUCCGUACAUCGGCAGCAAAAUCAGCCUGAUCUCCAAGGCCCAGAUCCGCUAUGAGGGAAUAUUAUACACCAUCGAUACCGAAAACUCCACCGUCGCUCUCGCUAAAGUGAAAUCUUUCGGCACUGAAGACCGUCCUACAGACAGACCAGUAGCUCCCCGGGACGAUGUCUUUGAAUACAUCAUCUUUAGAGGAAGCGACAUCAAAGAUCUAACCGUUUGCGAACCACCGAAGCCUAACUGCUCCCUGCCUCAAGACCCAGCCAUCGUACAGUCGUCUCUGGGAUCCACUCCGGCACCAUCCUUCCAGCCUGUGGGUUCUUACGCGUCCUUCAGCCGACCCCCUGUUCGCGCCUACAGUCAGUUCUCUGCGUCCCUCGUGCCGCAGCCCAUCGGCGCUCCUGUCACUGCAGGCCGCACAAGCCCGUCUCUGGAUGCCCCGCAGAAGAGCACGAACCUGGAACCUGCGGCGCAGCCUGCUCCACUAGCGCCAUCUGCUGGAUCUGUGAUUCAGAAGAGUUCUGGAGGGGGCAGACCUCCUCCCAGCUCCCAGAAACAGCCUGCUGAGAGCCAGGAGCAAAGCAGAGCUGGCGAUGUAGAGAAGGCUGCUCGGCCCGAGACAGACUUGAGCAAGGUGGAGAACCGGGAAUCCAGCAAACGCCAGCAAGGCAGUGCUCCUGCAGUGCGGAGAGGAAGAGGAGGAAGUGGUGGUGGAGGAGGAAAUCACCGCGGUCGGGGCCGGUAUAACAUGCGCCGAGAUGGACCAAUGAAGUUUGAGCAGGACUUUGACUUUGAGAGCGCCAACGCCCAGUUCAACAAGGAAGAGAUCGACCGCGAGUUCCACAACAAGCUCAAACUCAAAGAUGAGAAGGCGGUGAACGGGGAAGAGAAGGGCGACUCGGGUGUGGAGACGCAAAACAGUGAGGGCAAUGUGGACGAAGAGGAUCCACUGGGACCCAACUGCUACUAUGACAAGUCCAAGUCCUUCUUCGACAACAUCUCCUGUGAUGACUCCAGAAAAGAUAGACCUGGAGGUGGCAGAGAGCGAAGGCAGACCUGGGCAGAGGAAAGGAGAAUGAAUGCAGAGACGUUUGGCCUCCCGUUGCGCCGAGGGCGUGGAGGUUUUCGGGGCAGAGGAGGCUCGAUGGGUUUCCGUGGAGGUCGUGGGCGCGCAGCUGGGCGUGGCUAUUUCGGCCCGCCUCGUGGUGGAGCCGGAUUCAGAGGGGGGUUCCGCUCAGGACGGGGAGGACGAGGAGAUUUCUCUGAAUUUGAGUACCGGAAGGACAACAAGGUGGCAGCGUAGUUCACAAGAGGAACAACUGCAGCGUCUCGUCCCUCCUCCAGACUGGAGUGCUCCAUCCAUCCCUCCCUCCCCCCCCUUCCUCCCUCCUCCCCCCCUUCCUCUCUCCUCCCCUAUAGACACUCUGUCCUAAAUCCAGAAUCCAGUGUGGGUCGACCUGCCCGAGGUGAACUCGUUCCCUCUCUUUCUUUCUUUCUUUCUUUCUUUCUUUCUUUCUUUCCUUUCUUUUUAUUUUUAGAAAAGACAAAGCAAAAAAAAAAGUUGAUCUUCAGAUCUUUCUUUGUUACAGAUACAGGACUUUGUGAAAGAAAGAAGGAAAAAAAAGUAACUUUAGUGAAAUUACUUUUCAGUAUUUUUGCAUCCGUGUUUUACUUCCUUUCGUACAGAACAAUAAUAUGGAUUAAAAUGUAUUUGAUAAUAUUCCUGUUAGAGACAGACACACACACACACACACACACACACACACACACACACACACUGCUGCAUACACGCGUAUUCUGACGCCCGCUGAUACUGUGAGCUCCCAUCAGUGAAAUAGCUUUAUUAUUUCCUUCCUGUCUUAUAGAAGCACCAAAUCCGUCUGUGUGUUCAGGAUGAACGCUUCAGCCUUACUGCCGAGACUAUAUCCGUUAGACCCGUGACUCUGCUGCGAGUAGCAACAGCAUGUUGACUUACCUUUCUUGCUUUCUUCUUAUUUUUUUUUUUGCAGUGACUGUUUAUAUAUUAAAAAAAAACCCUGAUUCGCCCCAUUUCCUCGGCUGAAUGGUCCGAUCCAGCUACUUCCUGAGUUUGUCAACUCAACUCUCCCAAAUGAUGCUGUUAAAAAAAAAAAAAAUCACAAA